GACCACGCGCCAGCUGCUGCCGGCCUCCCGACCUGCCCAUGAUCACCCUGUGCCUUUCGGCUCUGCGAGGCCUCCACAGAGAAAGAUGUGUCACGCAGACCCAUAAUGUAGCUGGCAGUGAGCAAUGCCAUGGAUAACAGCCUAAGGAAUGCUGUGUGAGCUGGUGGUUCCAGGAUUCGGCUGAGGAUGACGUUGGGAAGGGCUGUGGCAUCCCCUCUUCAGGCCAUGUCUUCCUACACCGCCACAGGCAGGAAUGUUCUCAGAUGGGAUCUUUCUCCAGAGCAGAUCAGGACGAGGACAGAGGAGCUUAUAGCACAGACCAAGCAGGUGUACGACACCGUGGGGACAAUCGACCUGGAGGAAGUAACUUACGAGAACUGUCUGCAGGCGCUGGCUGACAUAGAAGUGAAGUACAUAGUGGAAAGGACCAUGCUGGACUUCCCUCAGCACGUGUCGUCUGACAGAGAAGUGCGGGCUGCAAGCACAGAAGCAGACAAAAGGCUUUCUCGUUUUGAUAUUGAGAUGAGCAUGAGAGAAGAUGUAUUUCAGAGAAUUGUUCGUUUACAAGAAACAUGUGAUUUGGAGAAGAUAAAGCCUGAAGCCAGGCGAUACUUGGAAAAGUCAAUUAAAAUGGGAAAAAGGAAUGGACUCCAUCUUCCAGAACAUGUAAAAAAUGAAAUCAAAUCAAUGAAGAAGAGAAUGAGUGAGUUAUGCAUUGACUUCAACAAAAACCUCAAUGAGGAUGACACGUCCCUUGUAUUUUCCAAGGCUGAACUUGGUGCUCUUCCUGAUGACUUCAUUGACAGUCUAGAAAGAACAGGUGAAGACAAGUACAGAGUCACCUUAAAGUAUCCCCACUAUUUCCCUGUCAUGAAGAAAUGCUGUGUCCCUGAAACUCGAAGGAAGAUGGAAAUGGCUUUUCAUACCAGGUGCAAACAGGAAAACACGGUAAUUCUGCAGCAGCUCCUCCCGCUGCGAGCACAAGUGGCCAAACUGCUCGGCUAUAACACCCAUGCUGACUUUGUCCUCGAGCUGAACACUGCAAAGAGUACGAGCCACGUGGCAACCUUUCUAGAUGAUUUAAGCCAGAAAUUAAAACCCUUGGGUGAGGCUGAACGGGAGUUUAUUUUGAGCUUGAAGAAGAAGGAAUGUGAAGAGCGAGGUUUUGCAUACGACGGGAAGAUCAAUGCGUGGGACCUCCAUUACUACAUGACCCAGACAGAGGAGCUCAAGUACUCUGUGGAUCAGGAGUCCCUCAAGGAGUACUUUCCCAUUGAGGUGGUCACUGAAGGCUUGCUAAGCAUCUACCAGGAGCUGUUGGGACUUUCAUUUGAACAAGUGGCUGAUGCCCAUGUUUGGAAUAAAAGUGUUUCACUUUACACCGUGAAAGAUAAAGCUACUGGAGAAGUGCUGGGGCAGUUCUACCUGGACCUCUAUCCAAGGGAAGGAAAAUACAACCAUGCGGCCUGCUUUGGUCUCCAGCCAGGCUGCCUUCUCCCUGAUGGCAGUCGGAUGAUGUCUGUGGCUGCCCUGGUGGUCAACUUCUCUCAGCCUGUAGCAGGUCGGCCCUCUCUCCUGAGACACGAUGAAGUGCGAACUUACUUCCAUGAGUUUGGUCACGUCAUGCAUCAGAUCUGUGCACAGACUGACUUUGCACGAUUUAGUGGAACAAAUGUGGAAACUGACUUUGUAGAGGUGCCAUCACAAAUGCUCGAAAAUUGGGUGUGGGACAUUGACUCCCUGCGAAAACUGUCAAAACAUUAUAAAGAUGGACACCCUAUCACAGAUGAGCUGCUGGAGAAGCUUGUGGCUUCGAGACUGGUCAACACAGGUCUUCUGACGCUUCGCCAAAUUGUUUUGAGCAAAGUUGACCAGUCUCUCCAUACCAAUGCGUCGCUGGAUGCCGCGAGCGAAUACGCUAAAUACUGCACAGAAAUUUUGGGAGUUGCAGCUACGCCAGGCACAAAUAUGCCAGCUACGUUUGGACACUUGGCAGGAGGGUAUGACGGCCAGUAUUAUGGAUAUCUUUGGAGUGAAGUCUUUUCCAUGGACAUGUUUCACAGCUGUUUCAGGAAAGAAGGGAUUAUGAAUCCAGAGGUUGGAAUGAAAUACAGAAACCUAAUCCUGAAGCCUGGGGGGUCCCUGGACGGCAUGGACAUGCUCCAGAAUUUCUUGCAACGUGAGCCAAACCAGAAAGCAUUCCUGAUGAGUCGAGGCCUGAAUGCUUCAUAAAGCAGGGACGCUGGGGGCUGUCGUGGCUGGAGGACAAGCCAACACCGACCGUCAUGUGGUGCCAGCCUGGAGACUGAAGGCGAUUUUACAAAGGAAAACUUAGAUUUCUAUUCAUUUGCUUUUGUUUCCUAAUUUUAAAAAUUAUACAGAUGUAAAUGGAAUUAUAAAUACUGUGACCUAAGAAAAGACCCACUAAAAAUAAUUGUACUAUAAAGUUUCAUAAAAACAGAUUUGAUUUCUUUUGAUAAAAGUUUCAUAUGACUGUAAUUUGAUUUUUUUACUGUUAUAAUCCAGAUAAUAUAAUGUAAGAGGGCUAAGACAUUUUAAAUUGAAUCACAUACAUGAUAUAAUUUGAUCUUUCUUAUAUCUUGAAGUUUUAUGCCCGAGAUUCCUAGUCUGAUAAGUGAGUCAUCACGUUCUCUCUGGUAAAUAUUUUCUCAGAGCCCUGUGUCAACCUUGACCCUCUGCCUCACAACUGAGCGACAGCUUGCCUGUGUGUGUCAAGGCCAGUGGGAUACACUUCAGUGCUAUUUGUCUUUUGUAGUGAGCUUCAUGAUUCUCGACUUCUGUCACACUUACUUACAUAUCUCCACUUAGAUUUGUUUUUUUUUUUUUCUAAAAUUGAAUUUCUAAAGUUAAUAUUAUUAUUUAGAUAAUAUUUUUUAAUUUUGUUUCAGCUGGCCUAGUAUAUAAGUUUUGUGUCUUGAACUAGAAGCUCGAAUGUCAAGGCUUCUGUUGCAGGCACAGUGAGAGAAGCAGAGAACUCAGGCAUUUUUUGGGCUCUCCUUCCUUUUAGUCUUUGCUAUAUAUUUGUUUCUGCUUAUUUUGCAUAUAUAUAUAUGUUUUGUUUGCUUGAGGCACCAUCUCACCAUGGAGCCAGAUUUGCCUGGAACUCAUGGUAAUUCCCUUGCUUUGGCCUCCCAAGCCUUAGGGGCACAGGUAUGAGCUGCCUCACUCAGCUCAGUUCUCAACUUUUCUAAUAAGGAUUCUGACCUUGCCUCCCUGAAAGUGGUAGGUAGGCCCUGUAGUCACAGUGUGUUGAAGUGCCAGGGGGAGAGAUGACAUUCACUGGAACUUAGUUUUAAAAACUCCAGAAAAGAGUGAGUUGGAGCAGAGCAUUUGAGAACAGCUGUUCCCAAGGGUUCCGUGGGCACCCGAGCUGUGGGAAGAGGCUCUCAAGCAGCCUGUUUCAUAUGGCGACUGUUAAGUGAACCUCCAGAUCUCCAACUCCUUUUAUUGGGACCUAGGUUUCCAGCUCAGCAGCAGAGUAGUGAGCUCACAGCUUUAUUUUAGCCCUGGGAGUCUACUCCAAACGGAAGCCAAGUAGGAUAGAGAGGAGAAAAUGUAAAUGAGCUGUGAUCGGACUUUCCACCGGGCUUUGAGUUGUUUCUCCACACAUACCUGAGGAAUGACUUUCCUGGCAGGCAACGAAAUUAGAGCCUGUCUGUUCUUUAGACCCGGUGGACUUUGUGUUCAAUAAAAUAUUAUGCCGUGUAAUAAAGUUCUACAGAGUACCAAGAGCUGGUACAAGGCAGGGAAGCCCUUUGUUUAUGUCGUUUGAUUUGAUUUUUACAGGGCUGGGCAUCAAACCUCGGGCUUCUUCACUCAUGCCAGCAAGUGCUGUGCUCUCCAGCUGCUUUUAUGGUGGUGGUAGAAACCUCUGGAAGCUUCUCACAUCUGUCUCCACCCCCAUUUUUGUUUCCUACUUUCAGACAAAAAAAGGAAAAAAAAAAAAAAAACAACUCUCUUCAGCUUUUUCUAUUAUUGCCCAGUGUGUCACCUUCAAAAAUAACUUUAUCAUAAAUCUUACUUUACUUGGAAAAGCUAAUAGCCAGUGUGUAAAAGACUGCACACAAUAAAGUUACAUCAUU
Mus pahari (shrew mouse) is the source of this 4103-nucleotide messenger RNA. It is a transcript of the gene Nln, whose product is annotated as neurolysin. Gene Ontology annotation, molecular function: metalloendopeptidase activity. The record is from RefSeq and is a predicted model, not a curated record. Gene Ontology annotation, cellular component: mitochondrial intermembrane space. Gene Ontology annotation, biological process: proteolysis; peptide metabolic process. NCBI's taxonomy places the organism in Eukaryota, Metazoa, Chordata, Mammalia, Rodentia, Muridae. The transcript has 14 exons. Bases 187 to 2232 code for a protein of 681 amino acids.